AUGAAAACAAUCCCGGAUCCAAGUGGAUUGAGCCGAUCCAAUUCGAUUGGUUCACCAUGGAGGCUGAACGAUCAUUCCAUGGGAAGAGAAUUAGCACUAGUCGAUGUGUACUUGAGCAUAUUAAUGCAUGAGUCUUGUAUUCGAAUCAUCCCCUUGGAUUGCCACAUGAAAACUAUGCAUAAGUGGCACCAGCAACGGACUUCGGAAGUAAAGGCCAAACGCAUCGAGAUCAUCCAAGACGCGCAUGCGUUGAUUGGCCGUCCCGUGAAGCGGGAAAUAGAGGGGUGGUUUAAAGCUAAUCGGCAACCUCCUGUUACUUCUCGGUGA
This is a messenger RNA of Dovyalis caffra, 327 nucleotides long. The record is from the annotation of a GenBank genome assembly. NCBI's taxonomy places the organism in Eukaryota, Viridiplantae, Streptophyta, Magnoliopsida, Malpighiales, Salicaceae.